Symbiodinium natans is the source of this 5121-nucleotide messenger RNA. NCBI's taxonomy places the organism in Eukaryota, Dinophyceae, Suessiales, Symbiodiniaceae. The record is from the annotation of a GenBank genome assembly.
AUGUCGCUGUACUCCCUCAAGAAGCAGCAGCUGGUGAACAUGCUUGUCGAGCUGGGAGAGAAGCCGCCACAGAGAUGGAACAUGACCGAACUACGUCAAAGGAUCCUCGAGCUGAAGCCAGAGAUGGGAGAAACACAACGAACUCGGAAGGUGGUGGAGAUUCCCGCCGCGGAGCGGACAUUGAAGCAGUGGGUGCAGGUGAUCAACCAGGCCUCACAGCGAAAGAGCGAACUUCGACGCCUGUGCGAGAACGACAUGCACCUCAUGGUGACGGGCAACGAGACCAGCGGCAAGUUGGAGAACAUGGCUGUGGUGUGGGCCCGGAACAAUGUGAAACCCGAAGCCGAGGACGAUGUGGGCUUCGGGAAGCAUGCCGAUCUCCAGUACAGCGACAUCAACGAGAGGUUCCCAAGCUACAGAGAAUGGGUUCUCAAGAUGGACACGGAAGAGGCCGAGGUGGACCCCCGACUUCGCAGGCUGGCCAAGUGGCUGCGCCAGAAUCCAGUGGGGACCGCGACUCGGGCCAGUGGCUCGACGGAACCAGGAACCUCACCGGGACGUGGAUACGUCUCAACGAGAGCCCGCAAAGUGGAUGGACCCGAAGAAGAACCACCACAUCAGUUGUCGCAGGCGAAGGCGAUUCAGGACCUCUCCCACAUGGUCCAGAACCUGCAGCAGGAGAUCUCCGAACUGCGGGGCGAACGUCCUCGGAAGAAGGAGGCGAGUCGAGGAACGAAGUUCGAGGGGUCAGAGGCCACAGAGACGGAAGGCAGCUUCAAGAUGGCUAGCCGCAUCGAACAUUUGAGCCACGGAGUGGUUCCUGAGAUUUUCCAGAGUGUAGUUGGUAGAGGUAGACCUGUCCUAAUGGAAAUCGCUUGUGAACCGGAUAGCAUACUAGAGCAGGCUGUGCGAAACCACGUCGGAGACGAGGGUGCGACUAGCAGACUUUCUGUGUGGAAUGGUGCUGAUCUGAGCACCAAAGAGGGCAUUCGGUUCGCUCUGACACGUGUUUCACAGGAGGCUUUGAGACAGGCGGAGGAGAUGGCCAGCCAACUAAGUAGACAAGGCGAUUUCAGCUUUGAGGCUGCUGAACAACUGGCGGUUCUGAUGCCAGAGGGAAGCCAGCCGGGCAGGAGAGGUUCGGUGAAGAUGAAAAAGGCGGGGUAUUUUGUGUUCGGGGGGUAUGCCAGGGGCGGCCACCAGGGGGUCACCAGGAGGACCACGGAAUUCCCGAAAUGCACCCAGUACUGGAAUAAGUUCUUACGCCGUCAUGUCGGGCCCUCAGAACACUGGACCUCGAUUGCAAUAAGUAUAAACAACCACAUGAAGAUCCACAGGGACGUGAACAACAUGGCUGGGUACAAAAACCUCCUGUUAGGUUUCGGGAACUACACGGGAGGAGGCCUGUGGGUGGCGGGACAACAGGGUGAAGCGAUACGGAUCACGGGAAAUGGGGAAAAGACUAAGGGGUGUGUUCUGGAAACUAAGAGGCGAGUGGUUAAGUUUUCUCCAAAGGACUGGCAUGGGACGGAACCAUGGACGGGAACCCGUAUUGUGCUUGCCGCGUAUGUCAGUAGAGCCACACACAUGUACAACGCUGAAGAGAGAGAAGUGUUGGUUCGUCUUGGCUUCCGGCCACCGCCACGGCCCACCAACAUGGCGUGCGUCUCACAAACACCAAAAAGGGAUGAUACCACAGGAAGGGAAGAGGAGCACAUCAAGCGACAGCUCUACAAACUACACGCCGCCACAGGGCAUGGCUCAACUAAACACUUGGUCUCUGCUCUGAAACGCCGUGGCGCCAAGCCCGAGGUCAUACGCAUGGCUGAACAGUUCAGAUGUUCCAUUUGUGAAGAGAGACAGAAGUUGCAGCCCAGACAUGUUGCUUCUCUGGAACCCCUUCCCCCUAAAUUUCACACUGUGUCGGCGGAUGUGGGACAUUGGUUCCACGCUGGGAAGGGGGAACAUGUGCAGUUCAUGUGUGUCAUCGAUGAGGGGUCUCGUUUCCGAGUUGCUAAGAUCUUGUCUAGGGGAAAGAAACAACAGCCCACGGGUGCCGCCUGCGUGCAGUAUCUAGAUGAGGGCUGGAGCCAAAUCUUUGGACAGCCCAGAACUCUCCGGCUGGACCCAGCUGGGAAUUUCCGCAGCAAGGCUGUAGAGCUACAUUGCGAAAGAAAUGGGGUGUUCUUGGACCUAGUGCCUGGGGAGGCACACUGGAAAAUCGGCGUAUGCGAACAAGCUGUCCAAGGCCUGAAGGAAGUGAUGGAUAAACUAGUAGCAGAUGAUGAGUCCAUCGAACCUGAGGAGGCUCUAUCCACCGCCGUCCGCACGUUCAAUCAGAGGGAUCUGGUUAGAGGGUUCUCCCCCACACAGCAUGUGUUAGGACAGGCGCCUGAUGAAUCGGGGCGCAUCGAUGUGUCGACACCGGCGGUGCCGCCGGAAUUGCUGGUGGAAAACCCAAGUGGCGAGUUCCAACGAGCAGUGCGGCAGAGACAGGAAGCAGAGAAGGCGUUGGCGGAAUGGAUAGCACAGCGACGAUUGGUCAAGGCGGCGAACUCCCGUAGCCGCAAAAAUCUGCAGUAUCAGCCGGGGGACCUGGUCUACUACUGGAGAGUCCAAGAAGCCAAGAACAAGAAACUGCCUGGUGCGAAACGAGGACGGUUUGUUGGCCCCGCAAGAGUACUGGCAGUGGAACGACGACCUUGUGGCCCAGCAGAGACCACACAAAGCUCAAUCGUGUGGCUAGUGCGAGGACGCCUUCUUGUGAAGGCGUGUGUGGAACAACUUCGACCAGCUUCAGAACGAGAGGAGCUACUGGAGGCCGUGUCGGAGGCGAAGCCAACCCCCUGGACGUUCACCAAGAUGGCAGAGCAGUUAGGCGGGAACCAGUACGAGGACGUCAGUGGCAUGCAACCAGAAGAGACCGAGUGGCGAAGAGCACAAGAUGUGGAUGAAGAGAUGCCUCCCGUACGGCAACACGACCGUCAUGGAGGUGAAGGCGACCAACGAAGGAGACUCCCUAAGCGAGAACAUCCGCGUGAAGAUUCCGAGGAUGAGGAACUCAUCCCCGACGAACAUCAGCGAUCACCGAACACGACCUCGCGGCGAAGGACACAGAAAGGACCACCCGAGAUCAUGUUCCAGGAGAAAGGAGCACGAUGGCAAGACCACAUCUCCGAGACGGCCUGGUACAUCGGAGAGCAGGCUUACUGGCAAGAUCAACAAGCGGGCGUGGAGAUUGAGGUGGACAUGCCGGACAAUGCCAGAGGUUGGAAGCAGGCGGUCAACAAUAUGGAGGCGUACAUGGUGAACAACCUCAAACGACGAGCCAUUGAGGUCUCGGAGAAGCACAUGACACCACAAGAAAGGCAGGCCUUUGCGGGAGCAAAGGCGGUGGAGGUCAAGAACUUCAUCGCGGCCCAGGCCUUCGAAGCGUUGCCAGAUCAUCUCAAGCCAAGCCGACAACAAGCGAUUGGGAUGAGGUGGUGUUUAACAUGGAAGUUGAAGGAGGAUGGAACCUCCAAGGCCAAGGCACGGGCUGUGUUGUUAGGAUAUCAGGAUCCGUCCUACGAACACAGACCAACCACCGCCCCUGUCAUGACAAGACAAUCGCGGCAAAUGAUCAUACAACAAGCCUCGAAUCGUUCCUGGACCCUUUAUAAAGGGGACGUCUCGGGGGCAUUUUUACAAGGCAAGGAGUAUGAGGAGUUGCUGCAUUGUGUCCCUUGCGAUGAAAUUUGCGAUGCUAUGGGGGUUCCUCGCGGAAGCAUCACACGCUUGCGCAAAGCCUGCUAUGGGCUUGUAGACGCCCCGUUGCAGUGGUUUCGCUCAGUAGCCGAUUUCUUCGCUUCCCUCGGACUCACUCAAACGUGGAGUGACGCGUGUACGUGGGUGUGGAGGGUUGAAGGACAUCUCAGAGGCAUGAUAUCAAGUCAUGUUGAUGAUUUUAUAUUUGGAGGUCGUGAUGAUGAUGCCGGUUGGCAAGAGAUACUCCAGAAGAUACAGGCGAAGUUCAGAUGGGGAGACUGGGAGCGCAAUGACUUCGUGCAAUGUGGUGUCCGAAUCCGUAAACAGGGGCCCAACUUUGUGUUAUCCCAGGAGCAGUACAUCGACAACCUGAAGGAGAUCCCUCUGAGUGCAACCCGGAAGCGUGAGAGAAAGGAGGCCACGACGGAACGGGAGAAGACCAGUCUGAGGGCCUUAUUGGGAGGCGUCAGCUGGUUGGCACAGCAGACGGCGCCACACGCCUCAGCAGAGGUAGGGUUACUCCUAUCAGAGGUCGGAAAGAGCACAGUGGAGACCAUCGUCAAGGCGAACAUCCUCCUGUCGCACGUCCGAGCGAAGAGGGACCAUCAGAUGAUCAUACAUGCUUUCGAACCGGGGCAGGACCUCACCAUGUAUGGCUGGGUAGACGCAGGAAGCCAGAAUCGAGUGGACGGCGGGAGCACCCAGGGAAUCUUCAUUGGUCUCGGGCCAACUCAGAUGCAGGAGGGAGCCUUGGGGGCAGUGAGCCCGAUGGCGUGGCAUUCGUCGCGCAUUGACAGAACCUGUCGCUCGCCAGGCACAGCUGAAGCACAAGCGGCUGUUAACGGCGAGGAUGCCCUCUUCUUUGCCAGGUACCAGUGGAGCGAACUGGAGUACGGCAACGUGGACCCUCGUGACGCCGUGAGCAGCGUGAACAAGAUCACAGGAUGCUUGGUCACGGACUCCAGAAACGUCUUUGACAAAUUAAAGACGGAAGUGAUCGUCAUCAAGGGCGCGGAGAAGCGAACCUCGAUCGAGCUGUUGGGACUAAAGGAAUCACAGCUGUCCACGGGACUCCGAGUCAGGUGGGUGCAUUCCGAGGCACAAUUGGCGAAUGGAUUGACGAAAAUGGGGAGAUCGUCCGAACUGGAGCUCUACUACCAAAUGGGGCAUUUUUGGAAGAUCGUCGAGGACCCUUACAUGAGAUCCGCUCGUCGCAGAAAGGCCGAAGGGAUGCAACCUCUCGAGGCACCAAGGGGAUUGAGUGCCAAAAAGGAGUUAGCUUUCGUGCCGCUACGCCGCACCAUUACCGAGCUCCCCGGCGUCCCCGCCCACAGCUUGAGCACCAGCUACUACGAUCUUCAGUCCUCCCACUAG